Molecule: messenger RNA, 6062 nt
Organism: Conger conger (European conger)
Lineage: Eukaryota; Metazoa; Chordata; Actinopteri; Anguilliformes; Congridae
Gene: smug1
Product: single-strand-selective monofunctional uracil-DNA glycosylase 1
Exons: 3
Coding region: 24-836 (270 amino acids)
Biological process (GO): base-excision repair
Molecular function (GO): oxidized pyrimidine nucleobase lesion DNA N-glycosylase activity; single-strand selective uracil DNA N-glycosylase activity
Source: RefSeq, a predicted model, not a curated record
AUUUUGUUGCCAUUUUGUCCAAGAUGUCAAACAGAAAUGAAGUCGCACGGCCGGCGGCGCAGGGUGCAGUGGGGGACGCCGUCCAGCGGAACGGUUUGGGCGCAGCUGCGCAGUUCCUGCAGGCGGAGCAGUCGCUGAACGCGCUUCUGCGGCAGCUCUCCUUCGAAGGGCAGGUGCGCUACAUCUACAACCCCCUGGAGUAUGCCUGGGACCUGCACAGCCGCUUCGUCAACACCUACUGCCGUGACGGGCAGAGUGUGCUCUUCCUGGGCAUGAACCCCGGGCCCUUCGGCAUGGCGCAGACCGGGAUCCCCUUCGGCGAGGUGAAUGUUGUUCGUGAUUGGCUGAAGAUCAGUGGGGAGGUGGGCCAUCCGCCCGAGGAGCACCCGAAGCGGCAGAUCGUGGGCCUGAAGUGCACACGGAGCGAAGUUAGCGGCGCCCGCUUCUGGGGCUUCUUUCGUAAGCAGUGUGGCGAGCCGGACGUCUUCUUCAAACACUGCUUUGUGCACAACCUCUGCCCGCUCAUCUUCAUGAACGACAACGGCAAGAACCUGACCCCGGCCGACAUCCCGGCGGCCGAGCGGAACGCCCUGCUGGCUGCGUGUGACCAGGGGCUGUGCCAGGUGGUGCGGGCGCUGGGCGUGUCUACCGUCAUUGGGGUGGGCCAGUUGGUGGAGCAGAGGGCGCGUCGGGCCCUGGCGGCCGCGGGGCUGGAGGUGCGUGUGGAGGGCAUCUUGCACCCCUCCCCCAGGAACCCUCAGGCCAACAAGGGCUGGGAGCCCAUCGUCCAGGCCAAGCUGGUGGAGCUGGGCGUGCUGGAGCUCCUGAAGCCGUGACCGCCUUGCCUUUUCCCCCCGCGGCCUCGCCCCGGGUUCCACCGGCGUGCCCUGUGUGGCUUCUCACUGAGAUCUCACGCAGGUACGGGCAUAGCAUUGUUGAGAUGGUGGCUUGGUCGGAUUAUAGACGUUUGGACCCCUGCAGGGCCAUGAAAAACAAAAAGCAAAGGCAACACUAGUACAUAUUUGAAGGUUUACAUUCAUAACCUUUGCCUUAGACUAACACUACAUAUCGUAAUCUUGACUUGUGCAAGCUCAUACUAACAAUGAAAGUGAAGGGGGAAAUCAAAGACUUCUUCACACUGCUCUCUUUUUCUGUUGUUCUACCUCUAUUUGGCUGCUUGUGGGCUUCUGAUUGCCUAUCUUUUCCAGCCCAUGAAUGCACACAUUAAAAUGGUUCAUUACAAACUCAGUUAAACUAAACAAAGAAUAUUGGUCCUGUAGUGAUCAAAUGUACUCUAUCAGAGUAAAAUGUACUCAGUGAGAGUAAGGAUUUUUACUGUGCAUGCUGAAUCUAGACCACCAGGGUGUACUUAACAUUUCAGAUUGGAUCCCAUAUAUGCUAGCUGACCGUGACUGGGAGUCCACAGCUAGGCCAAAAGUUGACCUUGUGUUCUCUGGGGUGGGGAAGGUGUAAGUUGGGCAGUGUUCCCUCAGUUUGCCUCUACAUUAGUUCCUCCUAGUGGUUUUCUUAGCACCCUCAGGCUUUGGAUGUCAUCCUUAGGGAGAGCUUGGCACUAUCUCCCCCAUUUUCUUGUGUUGUCUAGAAUAGCCACAGUCUUCAAAGUGAGUGCAUUUAGAGCUAACAUUACUUAACCAAAAGGCUUGAGCCGUGUAGCCAUUUACUAGACUGGCCUAGCUACUGCUAGCUAUUUAGCAGUCACAGUUGUCAAAUGGACAGUAUGGUUGAAAUACAGCAGUUUAUAUGCUGUAAGAAGCUUUCAAAUGACCAUUCAGCUCAGAAUGACUGGUGUUCAAUGGGAGGAGCUAAUGUAGCUUUGACCUGAGAAACCCUGGCUGACCCACCUUUUAUGCUAGUAUAUUUACUGAUCUUUAUGAUGUGCAUCAUUUGGGGUUUUUCCCAUUAUUGCAGUGUAUAAAGCUAAAAUUUGAAGCUAGUUUUCAAUAUUUGCUAUCAUUGAAACUCAUAUGAGCUUCAAAUAAUGUAUCCAUCACAAGAAAAAAUUCAGUCCAUAGGAAACUACAUAUAAUUUACCAAAAAUCAGAUAGCAUGCAACACUUCACUAUCCCAUUUUCUAACUUGACAACCAUCUCCUGAUAAAUAAACAGGAUAUACAUAUGUAAUAUUGAUAGAUGUAAAGUGACAUCUUAAAAUGUACCAGUCUGGCAUGGUAUGGUUCAGGAAUAAAUAAGCUAGGCCAUUGGAAAGAAGACUUUUAAACUGCUGUUUUUAUUAUUUUAUUAUUAUUAUUACAAGAAUAAAUUAAGGAUGGUUCUUAUUUUUCAUUGGUCAUUUGUUUUCUUGAGUGGAGUAAUACGACUACUGCUGUCAUUACUUUUACAAUGAUUGUAUGAUUACUAAUUCUAUUACUAAAAUUAUUUUGGCUAAUGAUUUGAAUUGCAUGGUAGCCAUUUUGUGCCACAACGCUCAUCACACAGGUAUGAAGAGGAGCUAAUCUUGUAACAGCCAGUUAGUUUGGGUGAGUGGAAUUGAAUCAGGGCUGUUGUAUACAGAUAGAACCACUCUUUUUCUCACAGUAUUCCUUUUUUUUGUCUGAUCCCUAGUGAGCAAAGCAAACAGGAAAUCAUGCGCUUGGGUGCACAAGUCUGUGUAGACUUAAUGGUUUGUCCUAAUUACUGUUGAGUGGAAGCUGUAAAUUUCAGCGGUGUUUGAAUUGAGCUGCUGUUAGGGGAUUCCACGAGAUCCCCUCUGCUCCAGGAUCCGAAUUCUGCAGAGAACCAUCGUCUAAACGUGUUUUUGUCUGCAAAACGUGUCUGGCAAGUGUGAAAUGAAGCGGGACGUGGUGGCCCCCCUCCCGAAACGCACAUCCACCCGCCCCACCCGACAGCACAGACCGAACACAGCCGUAGAGCCUUAAUGACGCCCAUUUCUCUCUGUGCCGCGUUAUUAAUUAGCUCAAUGAUCCUUGCUGACGGGACCCGGGCUGUUGCUCCCUGGCCCCCCCUCCGUCUCACCCCCCGCUCCCUCGCCCCCUCAGAAAAGCCUGCGGCAGCCAGACCGCGUUUGAUCAAGGUGAGAGGCAGUGCCUCCACUUUGUUGGUGGGAGCCUGUGGUCGCUGAGCCAGAGAUGUAGCCGACCUGCUGAGGCUUGAGAGAGAGCGUAUGGCCAUAGAGCGGACAGGCCCCAAAAGCACUCACCCCGUAUCACACUGGGCUGUGUUCAUCUAAUAAUGGGGGUUGUGUUUAGAGUCGUAAGUGCUGGUGAUCGGUCAGGUGGGUGGGGGCUGAAAACGGGUGGGGCUAUGCGUGGGCACCUGAAUGCUCGAGGUGGGGUGUUUAAUUGUAGUCAGAUUAUUAUUUGGCCCACGGUUGGAAAUGCUCAAAGAUGCUAAAGAAUGCUAAAAAACAUGGAAUAUACUCAAAAUUAUUCAUUGUGUAGCAGUGUUGCUUAUCUUUUUGGCUUCAAAUCUAAUUAUUGGAAUCCCAACAUUUGCAUUUUAAAAGCCUGGGGACUGUGUCUUGGUUGCUUGUGUUUUUUCAGCUUAAUCUAGUUUCAUGGCCUCAGAUUCUGUUUCAGUUUGGGAAUAAACAAAACAAAGGAACUUGUUUUUUAACCACCGAAAAGCUUAAUUUUGACAUAAUUCUGAAUUCUGAAAUCCUUUUAAAUAUGUGCCCCAAUGACUCCGAGUCCAGGUUUUAGGUCAUUUGACUGGGAAACUCUGUCUCCUGAGGUCAAGGGUAGACGACCCUACGCUCUCACUUCGGUCACAGGGAGUCUCCUCGCCUUUCCGGUCCAUCUGCCCAUCCAAGGGCUUGACCCGCCACCUGAACCCUAGGCCAACCCGGCUGGCACCACACGGACUGUCACAGCACAGCGCAUCUGUCCCUGGAGCGUGCCGCCGUACGCACAGUGUAGCCUCUCCGCCAGGGCGUGGCACCAGGCGUACUCCGCCCGCGCGUCUCCCGCGCGUCUCCCGCACGUCUCCCGCGCGUCCGCACGGCCGCAGCUGCGCGGCGCGGUUAUUGACUGGGGCCGACCUCCCGGUGACCCCGGCGGUGUGCAAGUAAAGGGCAGGGAGGGAGUGCGCUCUCCGCCGGGGCUGUCAGAGCCAUCAAUACCGUGAUGAAUGGAGGCGGCGGUUAUUAAAGCAGAAUUAGAGCAGGGAGGGGGGCGUGGGGGGUGAUGAAUGGCGCGGGCGGAGGCUUUUGUGGCAGAGACUGGAGAGCCGGAUGGCACAGCUCCGCCAUCAUCGCUCUUUAUUACCCUGCAGGACCGGCCCGGUGCUGGGGAACCAGGGAGAGACAGGCCCAAAAGCUGCCCCUCACACUAUUACUUUUUCUGCCACCUACCUUUGGUAUGCAUUUCCUCCCUUUUAGACCAUCAUUGGCUAAGAUGGCCUCUUCUUUUUUUAACCAUUUUUAGAAGACAUCGCACAUAUUUCCUUACAUUUGACUGUAAGUGUGGUGCAUCAAUAAACUUGUAUCAUCAAUAUAUACAUUAUGAUUAUACAUAUUUUCCUCCCCUAAUCAACGCUAGUGUGCAUUAUGUAGCUUAUGUAACAACAAACAAAAACUUGAAUGAGAAAAUCUGGUGCUCAAGUAAGAUGCGUCUGUAAAUACCUCUUAAUUAUCAAAAAGCACUUAAGAAAAUUCAUUUUAAAUAUUCUUAUUCAAAGAUAAGUAAUCUUAUAACGAUCGAUUUAUCUUGGUACGCAAAUGUAAAGGGAUUCAUUUGCUUAAGUGUUUUCUUAUUAUGAGGCAUAUUUUCUUAUGCGUGUCCCAUUUUCCUGUGCUGCACGAUUAUUUUUCUUUUAAGAUUUUUUCCCCCCAUUUUCGCUGCGCAGCCCAUCAAUCAUACUGAAGCCGUGAAGCGUAGCAGUGUACGCUGGGAAAUUAGUGGGAUCAGCUGGGAGUGGAGAAAUGGACGUAAGCUACACUGCCUGUUUACAGUGUGGUUAAAUCUACUGUGGAAAAGGGUAGGCUACUGCUAUUAAUUCAGGAUAGAGCCAGAGGCCAUCCCCCUGAAAAUGUCGCCUGAAUACAGAUGUGACCGAUACAAGAAGACAAAUUGCAUUUAUCGUUGUUGUUUCUCUGCAUUCUGUAUUUCAAUUAAUCGUUUCUCUCUUUUUUGGGGGGCACACCCAUUUUGUUUAUUUGUGGGUUGAUAUUCUAGUUAAUGUUUUUCCUUAUUUCUGGAAGGUUCUAUCUUCAUUAUGCUAUGAGGGUCAUUCACUGCAGUCCCAGUGCAUGUUGCCAGCUUAUGCCUAGGCACCGCCUGGAUCACUGACUGCUCCACUUCUUUGCGUUCCUCCUCCUUGGAUUUGCUCCCUGCUGUGUUAUCUCCCACCUCUGUCCUCCUUAAAUAUCUGAGAUGGUUUAGCCUGCAGUGGUCUGAAAACAGAUAUCUCGCUAGCCUAAUUUGCCCUAAAUAUCAAAACUCUCUCAUGUUCAUGCCUUGCAGUCUGUUGUGCAGUGCAUCCUCAUUACCAUUCCUGCGUGUCGCAGAAAGCUGAGAAACAUUUGCAUUAAAGAUGGCAACAAACUGUGGACGCCAUGAUGUUGAGGUAACACCGGCUUCAGGAAAGCCUUGGGUCAUGAGCUGCCGCACCAAGUACAUUGUGAUUCAGUCUGGCCAGAUGAAGUAACCUAGUACUGUUAAAACAUCAGAUUAGGAUUCGGGGUGGGGUUCAGGUUCUUGCCUCAUGCCCGAAUAUUUGUAAAGAUUUUUAGCUAUAUUAGUUGUACCAGACCUUUUCUGUAUUCCAUAAUGAGGCUCUGUACUCCUUCACUCAUUUUAUUUGAUCAUAAUACCAGGGAACCUUAAGCUGUAUCCUUUCAGCAGUGGAAAAACCGCCGUUCAUUUUGAGCGCUUGCAAAAUGGUGCAUGAACAAAAGCCAAUGAAAGUGAUAGCCUGUCUUUUCUUCCAUGGUUUGUUUUGUUAUUUGCAGAUGGGGGACUGACACUUUUGUUGUGGGUAUUUAUGCCAACAUAAUUACAAGAGCUACUCUACUGGACUGUGUAUUUUAUAUUGAAUAUCAAUAAACCUCAUUGCUACAGUGCAUUGUCAAUGACAUUUAAGAAA